AUGCCGAAAUUCGUCGUCAUCGAGCUGAACGAUGAAGCAGCAACCAUCGAUCUGCUGAGCUAUUGCCCAAUUCGGUUUUCUACCGUACCCUUCGAUCCCGCACCACCAACACAUUGUAAUCCGGUCGUCCUUGCGUCUAUUCCAUUUAUCUCUCCCACGUUUAAAAUGGGAGCAACGUCGUCGUCGUCGACGAAAUGCGCGAUUUGGGUCAAAAAAAACUACGAGCGAGUCUCAUUGCUCACUCGGCUUGAAGAUCAUCCUUAUCUUCGUGAUGAUUCAGAAGUCGUUCAAGAUGACCAACAUCAACCUGAAGCAGAUGGAAUGCUCCUUCAGCUCAACGAUGAAGAACGUCAACGGCUCAUGAAACUGAUUAGCACGCCUGGCCCACAGACUUUGGCUAUGGAACGGAUUCAUAUGGAUGGACAGACUCAACACAUUCUUCAACAACAUCAACUACCAUCAACUUCUGGCUACUCUAAUAACUUCUCCAUCUACAUCAAAAACGACGUACAAGACGCCACAUACAAGGACGAACCCCAACAACAGACCAAUCAAUUCGACGACACUGUGAAUUCGGUUGCUCAUGGACACGCUAGUUUAUCAACACUGGAAAUGUUUGCCUGCAAUGGGUCACCAAGUGUAGAGCCACUUCGAAGGAAAACGCCGUCAAGGAAAGCUGAAGAUUCUAUAAAAGCGACCUGUAAAGUUUGCGGACACGAGGUGAUGUACUCUCCCCAAAGAACAUGGAAUCUUAUGCGACACGUCUGGAUAAUGCAUCAAUCUUCUAAACCUAACCAAUGCUCGGUUUGUGGUUACUCGCACAUCAAGCCAUACGUGAGGAAACACAUUGAUUCUCAACAUAAACAUGAUGCAACAGCAAGUAUAUUAGAUUUAAAAUCACCUGAGUUGGAAGCUGAAUGGAGUCAACUGUUAGAUCAAUGCUUUGGAGUCACAUAUAGAAAAUGGAAACACCAUAAAGAGGAUCCACAACAUCCUGCGGGAGAUGAGGACUACAGUAACGAGCAUCACUUUUCUCCAGAAGACGAUGUCAUGCAACCUCUAUAA
This is a messenger RNA of Caenorhabditis briggsae, 1065 nucleotides long. RefSeq names its product Protein CBR-LIR-1 (gene Cbr-lir-1). The record is from RefSeq and is a predicted model, not a curated record. The transcript is spliced from 7 exons. The coding region runs from base 1 to 1065 and encodes 354 amino acids. Lineage: Eukaryota; Metazoa; Nematoda; Chromadorea; Rhabditida; Rhabditidae.